This is a messenger RNA of Knipowitschia caucasica, 1569 nucleotides long. The record is from the annotation of a GenBank genome assembly. Lineage: Eukaryota; Metazoa; Chordata; Actinopteri; Gobiiformes; Gobiidae.
AUGAGCGGUCUGGCCCCUGGCCCCUGGACCUCUCCCCGAGCCGCGGGGAACUACUCCCAGGACCCGGAGCCUCUGCCUCCACGGGCUCAGCUUUUCCUGCAGAUCCUCCUGGUGCUCAUGUGCGUUGGAGCAGUCACAGGUAAUAUUCUGGUCAUCAUCAUCGUCGCCGCCACUAAAACGUUCCACUCGGUGACAUCUGUGCUUCUCAUGAACCUGGCCGUCAGUGACCUGCUGGUGGGGGCAGGUGUCAUGCCUUUUGUCGCCCUUUCCCUCAUGAACAGCGGCUGGGAGCAGUGUGCCGACCUGUGCUUGUUUGUGGGCUACACGUCCUCUGUCUACUGCACCGCCUCUGUCCUGACACUGGCUGCGAUUGCCCUGGAUCGGUACUUCUCCAUUGUGGACUGCUUACACUACGCCUCCCGCUGCACCCUGUGGAGAACCUGUGUUGUUGUCUUGUGGAUUUGGCUGCAAGCCCUGACCACCAGCUGUCCUCCUCUCCUGGGCUGGGGGUCUGUUAGAUAUGUGGGCCCCAUGUACAACUGUGCAGUAAACUGGGCUUUUAGUCCAAGUUACACCGCAUUCAUCGCAGUCUUGUCGUACCUAAUCCCAGCAGUGGUCAUCCUCUUUUGCUACUUUAACAUAGCAAAGGUGGCACGCAGUCAUGCCAGGAGAAUCCACACUCUGGAAGACUCUGUGCAGCGCAGCAGGAGCCCCAGCACAGCCUUUGCCUCAGGUGAUCCAUCUCACCAGCGCUGUGGUCGUCUGCACACGCCUUCUAAACUCAUCUAUCAUGUGAGCGGACAGUUUGUGUCUGAGCUCAGUGCAGAGCAGGACCCAUCAAACUCAAGACACCACAAAUCCACUUCUAGGCGCUUCUUCUCAUUUCUCGCUCAUUCUGUGUCCCCACAAUCUUUUCUGAUUCACCAACAGAAUCAACACGGUGUAGUUCGUCUUAUCCUGGUCAUCUGUGCCUUCUUCCUCUGCUGGACACCUUAUGUAGGAGUAUCUUUAGUUCAGGCAGCAGACAUGGCAAUCUCAGGCCAGACUAAUCUUGUCCCACCCUACGCUGUCACCUUUUCGUACUGGCUGGUGCUGCUGAACUCAGACAUUAACCCUUUACUGUAUGCUCUGCUGAGCAAGCGUUUCCAGGGAGCUUUUCAGGCACUGAGGCAGAAGAUACAAACACGCCUAGGGGCCGUGAUGGGUCGAGCUGAUGCGGAUGAGGGUAGGAACACUGAACCCAGUACUGUCACUACACAUCCCAGCCUGCCCUCCUGUGCACAGGGUACAGCCUGUGACUCCAAGUAUUGCUCUGCAGUAUUUACAGUUAGUACAAACUUCAAACAAACUUCUGAGGAAAAGUUUUACCAAAUGUGUCAUACAGACCAGGCCUCUUCCUCGGGUUCAGUGUGGCAGCAGGACCCCGGUACAAGGAGGCUAGAUUGUCUGCAGGUGCCUGCUCGGCCACUAGAGGGCAGCAGACUCCCUUUCUCUGCACUGACCAAGGAGCGCGAGGCCACCUUCUUUUAUGGAAAAAUUACAGUCAGAGUGGAGCAUGAUGUCUUAUAA